GUUAGACGUGACAAAACUAAAUCAUUGAUUAGAUGCACUGACUUGUGAGCAGGAUUGCGAAACCUCCUGUUGAGAUCCAAUGACAACCAUUUUGAUCGAGAUGAUUUUUCUAUUCCAGGAAAACAAGAAGUUUAUAGUUUCAUCAACAUCAUCGAUUGAUGACACUGAACCAGCUUGAUCAGUGAUGGAUGGGGAUGGGGACUCCAAAAGCGGAGGUGGCGUCAAAAUACACCUUGAGUUGGACGGGGAUGACGUCAACGAAUCGGUGAGCUACAGCAGCGCCACCACCCGGUCAGUUUGCUCACCACCUCCGAUCGCUCUUAAGGAGAUCGAAUCGCUCAACAAUGCUUCAGUGCUCAGCGGCUCCCAAAACAAUCUGUGCAAUGGCUCAGGGGGCGCAACUCUUCGGAAAGUCCCCAACAACACGACGAACGCGUCGAAAGGUGGCGGUAGUCCUGGGAGCGGUGGUCAUAAGAAACCAACGAUUUCCCUGACACACCUACCGAAAAGGCCUCCCGUGGACAUCGAGUUCGCCGACCUCUCGUACUCUGUUUCGGAAGGGAGGAAAAGGGGCUACAAGACCAUUCUCAAAGGGAUCAACGGGAAAUUCAAAUCUGGAGAGCUCACGGGAAUCAUGGGACCUUCGGGGGCUGGAAAAAGUACGCUUAUGAACAUUCUUGCCGGCUACAAAACGUCGAAUCUAGAUGGCCAUGUGAAUAUCAACGGUAAAGAGCGAAGUCUGAGGCGAUUCAGAAAGAUGUCCUGCUACAUAAUGCAAGACGACUGCCUGUCACCUCAUUUAACCGUCAAGGAGGCCAUGCAGGUCUCAGCGAAUCUCAAACUAGGUAAAGGCAUCACGCAGGCGGAUAAGAAAAUCGUUAUCAAUGAGAUUUUAGAGACACUAGGACUACAAGACUGCAUAGACACAAAUUCCUCGAGUCUAUCAGGAGGUCAGAGAAAACGUCUCUCCAUCGCAUUGGAGCUAGUCAACAACCCACCAGUGAUGUUUUUCGAUGAACCGACCAGCGGUUUGGACAGUUCCUCGUGUUUUCAGUGUCUCUGUUUGUUGAAAUCCCUAGCCAGGGGCGGUAGGACUAUCAUUUGUACCAUCCAUCAGCCUUCCGCGAGGCUCUUCGAGAUGUUUGACCAUCUGUAUAUGCUGGCGGAGGGACAGUGCAUAUAUAGGGGGCCGGUCAUGGGUCUUGUGCCGUUCUUAUCAAGUAUGGGGCUGAAUUGUCCCAGUUAUCACAACCCAGCGGAUUAUGUGAUGGAGGUGGCAUGCGGGGAACACGGCGAUUACCUUCAAAAGCUCGUGAUAGCAGUGAACGCAGGCAGAUGCAAGAAAUUUGCGAAUCUCGCUCUUGACACCGCCGUUAGCAAUCGCCUGAUAGCCAAUGACAUUUCCAAGGAAGCGAGUCCUUUGAAGCCUCCCGAAGACGUGGGAGGAGGAGGAGGAGGAGGCAUACCUGCAGCGUUGCCAAAUGGGUCAGCUGUCAAAACCCCCACUACUCCUGCCACUUGCACCACUAGUUUAUUGGACUCCUCGGAACAUCUGACGCCGCUUGAGAAAAACGGAUUUCCAACAACGGGAUGGCAACAAUUUGUGAUCUUACUGAAACGAAGUAUGUAUAUAAUCCUCAUGGACAAAACACUAACCCGAAUGAGAUUGGUCUCACACUUCAUCAUCGGAUGUCUCAUUGGUCUCAUCUACUACGAUAUAGGCGACAAUGCUGCCAAAGUUAUGAGUAAUGCUGGAUGCUUGUUUUUCUGUGUCAUGUUCAUGAUGUUUACCGCCAUGAUGCCUACCAUUUUAACUUUUCCUUUGGAAAUGUCAAUUUUUAUAAGGGAACAUCUGAACUACUGGUACUCUUUAAAGGCGUACUAUCUAGCUAAGACCUUAGCUGAUAUACCAUUUCAGAUAAUCUUGACAACGUGUUACGUGGUCGGCGUUUAUUUCAUAACCUCGCAACCCUUGGAUGCACAAAGAUUCGGCAUGUUUCUUCUUUCUGCCGUGCUCAUAGCUCUAGUUUCUCAAAGCUACGGCCUCUUAGUUGGAGCUGCCUUCAAUAUUGAGGGAGGCGUAUUUCUAGGACCAAUCUCCACUAUCCCCAUGGUGCUUUUCUCAGGCUUCUUCGCUAACCUUGAAGACAUUCCCUACUACCUGAAAUGGCUGCCAUACAUGAGCUACCUUAAGUAUGGCUUCGAAGCCAGCAUGGUUGCCAUUUACGGCCUGAACAGAGGAAAGCUCGAAUGCAAGAUCGACUACUGCCACUUCAAGUACCCCAAGAAAUUCUUGGACCAGAUGAGCAUGAACGGUGACAUGAACACGUACUUGAUAGAUAUUGGGGUGCUCAGCGGGCUGUUCGUUUUCCUGAGGAUCUGUGCGUACUUUGUUCUUCGAAUAAAGCUGUUCCAAAAUCGGUAAAAUGAGAUCGAAAUGUGAGAAAUCCGAAUUCCGCUCAUUACACUGGCUCAUUCGUAUCAAAAGGAUAAUACGAAGCAUUUCGAUAUCCAACUCUCAUUACAAAAGUGAAGUAUCACUAAAAUAUAGACUAGUUCCAAAAUUGGUGAAGUAGCUUUGAAGCUCUAGCGCGUUGGAAAUCGCAACCUGCUCAGUAGUAUGACUUAUCAAAUGUGUCCUGGUGGCAUCUUGAAAACAUGGCGCCAAAUACAUUACCCUCGCUUAUAUACCCCAUUCGUAGUCCAUUUACCUCCAGACAAAACACAACAUGCCCAAAAGCGAGGUUGUACAGGUCCGUAUUUUCCUCAAUGAUCUUGGAAUAAUCUAACAAAAUAAAUGACUUUUUAUAGAAAGAAGUGCACAUACUUUCCAUAAUUCUUUAUUCGCUGGAAGUACUUCAUCGUCCUAAUGGUUAAUUAAUUAUUACAGGAUCAAUUUGAAUAUCGAUCAUAUUGUCCAGAUCUUUGUUUCGAUCAGUGGCGGCUCGUGAGGUAGUGCCACGGUGCCAUGGUGCCAUGGCACUACCUUGUCUUCUUCAAAAAGAAUAUUUUUUUCAAUUUCCAAUGUUUUACUUUAUUUUCUGCUUUUUCAUUUUUUUUUUGGUAUAAAUUAUAUGAAGUGACAACACUGACAACGUGACAACACCGCAAGCACCCGCCUGCACCCGACCGACGCGAAGAGACGGAAAGCAUGCCUUGACCUUGACGUCAUCAACUUGUGCCAAUUUUUGGGCGGCCCAAAUAAAAAGAGAGAAAUUUUACCAGCAUCGCAUACGAGCGACAGAGAUAACGCUACGCUAGACAUUUUUAUAUGAGGUGAAUAGCGAAAGACAAGUAUAAUUUGUGUCAGGCACAUCAUCAGUCGUAAUUCGUUAUCAAAUGAUAUCGGCGGUGUCUUUGUUCGGUCGGUCGUUUCGUUAUGAUUACGUCUAGUGCUGAUUUCGGUCUUUUUUUACCUGAAAAGUGAGAAAUAACGUUUUUGUUUUAGUACGUCUAGUGUUAAUGAACUGCUCUGUUUUGUGAUCAUAUUUUUUACUGUUUUAUUAAAACUAGUGAAAAUGAAUAAAAUCGGGAUAUUAAAAAACUCAUUUAGUGGUUUUUCGCUGGAUCAAAAACUGCAAAUUAAAGAAUUAGGACGGCAAAUACCCGAUUUAAAAAUUGAGAAACAAAGUGGUAGCGGACAAAAAUCGCGCUGUCGCAAAUUUAAUAAAAAUGUGUACGAUAAAAACAGCUGGAUAUGAGGUUGUGAAGAAACGAAUAAACUAUUUUGUUUUGUAUGUGUUCUAUUUGGAGGUGACGAGACUUGGUCAAAAAAAGGUACAGACGAUCUUAUACAUAUGUUACAGGCAAAGCCCGAAGCGCGGGCAAUCCG
This is a messenger RNA of Acanthoscelides obtectus, 3832 nucleotides long. The record is from the annotation of a GenBank genome assembly. Lineage: Eukaryota; Metazoa; Arthropoda; Insecta; Coleoptera; Chrysomelidae.